Condylura cristata (star-nosed mole) is the source of this 685-nucleotide messenger RNA. It is a transcript of the gene FAM163A, whose product is annotated as family with sequence similarity 163, member A. The transcript has 3 exons. Lineage: Eukaryota; Metazoa; Chordata; Mammalia; Eulipotyphla; Talpidae. The record is from RefSeq and is a predicted model, not a curated record. Bases 45 to 533 code for a protein of 162 amino acids.
GUCGCAGUUCCCUUUACUGAACAGUUUGAUGGGGCAUCGGGCGGAUGACAGCGGGAACGGUUGUGAUCACGGGCGGAAUCCUCGCGACGGUCAUCCUCCUCUGCAUCAUCGCUGUCCUGUGCUACUGUAGGCUCCAGUAUUACUGCUGCAAGAAGAGUGGAGCCGAGGAUGCAGAUGAAGAGGAAGAGGAUCACGGCCUGCCCACACCCCCCAGAGGCCCUCCCUGCAAUGCCUGCAGCUCCCAAGCCAUGGAUGGCCCAGGCAGCCUGGUGCCCCUCACCAGAGAGCCCUGUGGGGUGGCCGCUGGCCACUGCACCACCUGCUCCCCAUACAGCUCCCCCUUUUACAUACAGACGGCUGACAUGGUGCCCAAUGGGGGUGGAGGUGAGAGGCUCUCCUUUGUUCCCACAUACUACAAGGAGGGGGGGCCCGUAUCCUUCAAGUUGGCAGCGCCCCAGAGUUACCCGGUGACGUGGCCAGGCUCUGGGCGUGAGGCCUACACCAAUCCAAGGGCUAUUAGCACGGAUGUGUAACCCCUGUCUCCCACCCCCACAGCUCCCCCCACACCAAUGCUGCUGCCACAGCAGGAGCAACAGGACAGUGAUGGACGCCCACCCAGAGCCCACAGGCCUCUCUGUCUCCGUUUCUCUGACUUUUCUUGCCCCACAGUGGAGAGUGCACUGGG